UCGGGUUCGACUACGAUGCUCGUAUAAUAAUACAUGUUUAGGCCCGAAACUACCACGUACAAUAUUUGAUGGAUUUCCCUGUUUUGUUCUUCAUCAGGAUUUUUUUUUUUUUUAUUCGCAAUCGUCCGUACACAUAAAAAAUAAUCCUUUUGUUUAUAUUUACUCAAAUCGCGGAUCACAUUAUUUCGCGUCGUAUAUCACCGAUUGUGAUCAUAUUGGUUUUUGACAGUGUUAUAAAUCAAGCGCGUCAUGACUAGCGAUAUAAUUAACUAUUCGUCUCGACAUUAUCAACCGAAUUACUCAGUGAAGCAAGAAUGCAUGACGGUGUCCGUGGCCGCACCGUUAGCCGGAGACGAACGGUUCGCCGUGCAAGAUCUAUCGCCGUCCGCACCGUCUUACUGGACGCCGGCCGCGGAACAACAGAUGGUGACUUGCGUGGUGGGUCACCAGCCGACCGACAGCACGGCGUCGUCAUCGUCGUCAUUCGUGGACGACGAGUCCAUUUCUUACGAGGACAUCACGUACAAUAGUUACGGUCCACAGUCCACUGCGGUCGCAAUGCAGACCGCGGCCAACUGCGACUACAGCGGCGGCCUUUACCACCAUCACCUGCAGCAACCGCAUCAGCAGCAGUUCGCCAACGGUGGUUACUUCGACGGCGGCAGCGGUUACCACCAAUUGGGGUACGACGAUAAGCCGCCGCCGUACGACAACAACAACGCGGCGGACGCGUGUGACAUGAACUCCGCGGCCGUCGUCUACGAAGACCCUUAUGCCGUAACGGCUCGUGUCGAGCGACAGCCGCCGGCGCAACAGCAGUACCAUCAGCAACAUCAGCAGCAGCAGCAGCAGCAGAACAACGACGUGGUCAGCGAAGGUGACAAACGGCUACAGCAACAGCAGCAGCCGCCGUGUCGCCCGCCGGACGGAGCGACGCUUUUGCCCGUACCAGUGGUGCGUGUGGUGAAGCGCAGGAACACGGCCAACAAAAAAGAACGGCGGCGCACGCAGAGCAUCAACAACGCGUUCUCCGAUCUCCGGGAUUGCAUUCCCAACGUGCCGUCCGACACGAAACUGUCGAAAAUCAAAACGCUCCGGCUGGCCACGUCCUACAUCGGGUACCUGAUGACCGUGCUGGACAGCGACGACCCGGACACGGACGGUUUCAAAGCCGACCUGUCCGCGCACUCGUCCAGGCGGUCUUCCGCCACGCACAAGAUUGCCCAGCACCAGAUGCCGCGAAAUCCUUUGGACUCGUCUAUUGCCGACCUACAGCAACACUACGAACACCAGUACCAUCAAAAACGGAGUAAAGGCAGGACCGGAUGGCCACAGGAGGUAUGGGCUUUAGAGCUGAAACAGGAACAAGUGUAAAGUUCACCUUUUGUUUCUUCAAUUCCAAUAGUUUCACAACGUACUUUAAAAUAUUUGGCUUUACAUAUAAUACUAUAAAUGGCACUCGCAAGAGAUCUAAAGUGUACGUUUUAUGUUGAAAAAAAUGUCACCCUUUUUUUAAUCUGUACAACACUGUAAACGCAACGAAAAGUCACAAAGUUCUGUAAAUACAUAAUUUAUAUUUUUUAAACCUAGCAUUGUAUAUGUAUUGGUACUUCGCAUCGGUUUAUUGUUAUAUACGUGUAAUUAGUGUAAUGUAUAAAUGUUAUACGUGUGAAUACGGUCGGGGAGAGGUAUAUUUAGUGUUAAAUUUAAAAAGCGUCGAAACGUCGGCUUCUCUUGAAUGCGUUAAAGUGUUUCGUCCUGUCAUUGCAGUCCUGUUAAGAGAAAAAAGAUUGGAAAUUUUGUAAUUAUUAUAUUUUUAAAUGUUAAAUGUUCGAGUGAUUUGCGUGAUUAUAAUUAUUUAGUA
Molecule: messenger RNA, 1864 nt
Organism: Sipha flava (yellow sugarcane aphid)
Lineage: Eukaryota; Metazoa; Arthropoda; Insecta; Hemiptera; Aphididae
Product: neurogenic differentiation factor 1-like
Exons: 4
Coding region: 250-1374 (374 amino acids)
Biological process (GO): regulation of transcription by RNA polymerase II; developmental process
Molecular function (GO): protein dimerization activity; RNA polymerase II transcription regulatory region sequence-specific DNA binding; DNA-binding transcription factor activity, RNA polymerase II-specific
Source: RefSeq, a predicted model, not a curated record